AUGCUUCUUCAAGCUCCAUUUGACAUAGCAAUUAAAAUUAUUGAUCUUCUUUCGCCAAAAGACUUGGUUGCUUUAUCGCAAACCUGUAAAGCAUAUUAUGCAAUCGUUCAAAAGUAUGGCUGGAAACAUUACUAUAAAGAACAAAAAUGGAAUCUCCUCACAAAGGAUGAAAAAAAUGAGCAACAAGACUGGCAAGCUAAAGUCGCAUUUGGCGUGACCACUCAUAAAAAUUGGGCACGAAAAGAGUUUUCCACGACUAUCAUCUCAAGUCAACGUCAAUCGUACUUGCCAACUCUAAGAUUUGACCAUGAAAAACUUGUGUGUAGCGUUGGCAGCACGCUUGAUAUCUUUGACUUUACGUCGAGUAACAGCAGAAAGAAGAAGAAUGGUCAACCACAAAAGAUCAAUAAACUGAAAUCGUUUACCGCUCAUCAGCUUGAUAUAACAGACAUUGCUUUGUGUUCUGAUUAUAACGAGUUGUUUACUUGUUCAAUGGAUCAUACCAUUAAACGCUGGUUCUUGGAUCAAUCAAUCAUUUCUCAGAUUCCCCUCGCGCAAGCUUAUUAUGGCCAUAAUGCGCCUGUUCAUUCGAUAUUUCAGUUUCCUUAUGAUUCAAGCACAUUAUUUUCAGUGAGCUUCGAUGGGAAAUUGUGUGUAUGGGAUACUGAUACUGCAGAGAUCUGUUAUAGUACUCAAAUCCCUGGAAUACCAAGAGCUAUGCGUGGUUUACCUAAUAAUUUGAUCGGAGUUGGAAACAAAAGCACUGAACAUUUGACUCUGUAUAAAGUGACUCCAAGUGAAUUAGUACGUGUUACUAGUGUAAAAGGACACAAGAGUACAGUAUAUGCUCUAAAGUCGACGGAUCUUUUUCCCCAUACUUUUCUCUCUGGCUGUUAUGAUAGUAUUUCACGUCUCUAUGAUCUUCGAAACAAUUCAUGCGUUGCUUCGUUUAAAGAUCCUUUUGACACUAAUCCAG
Molecule: messenger RNA, 976 nt
Organism: Ambispora leptoticha
Lineage: Eukaryota; Fungi; Glomeromycota; Glomeromycetes; Archaeosporales; Ambisporaceae
Source: the annotation of a GenBank genome assembly